Molecule: messenger RNA, 828 nt
Organism: Botrytis deweyae
Lineage: Eukaryota; Fungi; Ascomycota; Leotiomycetes; Helotiales; Sclerotiniaceae
Exons: 1
Coding region: 1-828 (275 amino acids)
Source: RefSeq, a predicted model, not a curated record
AUGUUGAAAUUCGGUCAAGAAGGCACACCGAAAAGUAACACGGCCGUGGUAGUCUAUGAUUGGAAAAUCAUCAUAGGCAUAUCGGUUAAUCUUCGUUGCACGACCGGUUCUUAUUUAGGUCCCUAUGUGUCUCCCUUCAUAUUUCGGAAGAUUUGCUUCAGACUCGAUGAUUCGGGGUGGAAUGGCAACGAUGGCGAAUUUCCAGAUCAAAAGCUUAACUUUGUCAGGGAGGGAUACAAAUUUGGUGAUAACAUGUUCCUGGAGUGGAACCACUGGCUCGAAUCUUAUAUCAGAUAUUCAAUUCAGCAACUGACAAAUGUUCACGUAGUAACCUUUUUCUUGCGUAAAUCAGAUAUCAAGGAUUUGCGAGACAACAAGGCUCACAGGGACGGGACAGGGGUUUUGCACAGGAAACCACAGGAUGGCGAUAUUGUUCAUGAAACUGAAAUCUAUGGAAGUUCCGAUAAGGUUGAGGAGGAGGGGGAGGAGGAGGAGGAGGAGCCAGACUUUGAGGGUGUCAGCAAUAUUGAUGAUGAUGCUGCUACAGCCUCAGGCCACUUUGAAAGUUCAGGCGGACAUCUCGAUGAUGAUUUCACGGUUGCAGAUGAUGGUAAUGUUGGAGGCGAUCAAAGUUCGAGCGAGGACAGUGAUAAUGACUCUGAAGAUUCCUUACCUCAUCAUGUUAUGCCGGCUCGUUACUACAGGGGUUUAAAGCUAACAUCGCAACGACUAAAGGUUGAUUGGACAUUUGCAAGGUGGGAGUUGUGGAAGCCUAUAUGGGAAGAAUCUUUCGUUGAAAGGUAUGAGCUUCCAAAUUUUGAUGGCUAA